AUGGAAAAGACUGGAUGGUCGGCAGCGUUGCCUGUACUCGUCCAGUUUAUCGUCAAGGUGGGUCCUCGCCGGCCACAGCUCCGACCGAAUCCACGGCAUCUCCGAGACGACCAAGUUGCGCAUCUACAACUCGAUCGCCCUCGGCGCAGCGCCCGCUUUAUGAUCGUCUUGGCGUUCGUCCCCAAAGGGCAUCCAACGCUGGGCAUGGUGCUGAUCACCCUCACCACGUCGAUGUUCGGCUUCAACGGCGGCGGUUUCAACAAGUGUGCCGCCCUGGUCUCCCGACAAUAUUCGCACUUUGUGCUGGCCAACAUUCAGUUCCUCUGGUGUCUGGCGAUGCUCAUCUGCCCCGUGUUGGUGGGCCUCCUUCUGCACAAGGGCUCCGUGGAGGAGUGGAGAACAAUCUUCAUCCUGCACGCCGUCAUCCUGCUCGUUACGAACGGCAUCUUCUGCCUUCUCGCCACGGCCAAGCCGGCCACCUGGACCGACAAGUCGAUCAAGUCGGCGUCAAAGCGGCGCACACCGUGGUUGCGGCUUGUU
Messenger RNA from Mesorhabditis spiculigera, 540 nucleotides. Lineage: Eukaryota; Metazoa; Nematoda; Chromadorea; Rhabditida; Rhabditidae. The record is from the annotation of a GenBank genome assembly.